AUGCGGCAGGCCAGCAGGCAGGGGCCUGGUGGCAAGCCCGUCAUCGCCUUAGACAGCACGCAGCUGGCCUCCCUGCAGCGCGUGGUGGGCCCCAGCCUACCCAGCCCAUUGUCCAUUGAGCGCUUCCUGGGCGCGCUGUCGGGCACGGCGCUGGAGCACUGCUCAGGCGAGUGGCCAAAUCUGGCAAAUCUUCCCCCUCUCAUGCACAGGCGGCGCUCCUCGCCCCCGCCCCGCCUCUCGACAGCGCCGCCCGGCGUCCACGACACCCUGGGGCAGGUGGAGCAGGUGGUGCAGAUCCUGAAGCUGGCAGACUGGUUUGGCGCGCACGAGCUGCGCGACCGCUGCGACUCCCGCCUCUGCCAGCUGCUGCACGGGCUGAGCAACCGGCAGGCGGUGUCGGACUCGCGGGAGGAGGCGGCGGCGCAGGCGCUCGAGGCCGGCAUCCAGCAUUACCUCACAAAGACAGUCGGCUGGCUGCUCCCCUGGGCGCUGCAGCAGCUGAGCCGCGGCGACAAGGACUGCCCCGGCGCCGCCGCCGCGGAGCAGCUCAGCGGCGAGCUGCGCACGGGGCAGCAGCACAGCGCGUGGUUCCUCCACCGUGCCGCGCGGCGCCGCCGCCGCCUGCACGAGGCCCUCAUGGGCGACGACCAGCUCAAGGUGGUGCUCAUGGAGCAGCAGUGGUGGGCCCAGGGAGACGACUUCGAGGCCGGCUGCGCCGACUGCGGCUGCUCCCCCUCCGACCUGCGCCCCGCCUAUGAUUGCACGGGCGAGGCCUGGCUCUGGUCCCGCGACGGCUCCAGUUACAUGGCAGCCGCCGCCCACUUUGCCCACCUGCUGCACGAGCGGUGCUGGGGCCUGACGCCCGCGGGCAGCGGCUUUUGCUCCGGCCCGCUGGCCAUCAGCCCGCGCGACCAGGCGCCCGCCCCGCAGGGCCUCGUGCGCAUGGGCAGCAUGAGCUCCGUGGGGCAGCACCACUAG
Chlorella variabilis is the source of this 978-nucleotide messenger RNA. Its product is annotated as expressed protein. The transcript has 4 exons. Bases 1 to 978 code for a protein of 325 amino acids. Lineage: Eukaryota; Viridiplantae; Chlorophyta; Trebouxiophyceae; Chlorellales; Chlorellaceae. The record is from RefSeq and is a predicted model, not a curated record.